Messenger RNA from Fomitiporia mediterranea MF3/22, 4530 nucleotides. Its product is annotated as ABC transporter. Gene Ontology annotation, cellular component: membrane. Bases 130 to 4455 code for a protein of 1441 amino acids. The record is from RefSeq and is a predicted model, not a curated record. Gene Ontology annotation, biological process: transmembrane transport. Lineage: Eukaryota; Fungi; Basidiomycota; Agaricomycetes; Hymenochaetales; Hymenochaetaceae. The transcript has 22 exons. Gene Ontology annotation, molecular function: ATP hydrolysis activity; ABC-type transporter activity; ATP binding.
UCCGGGUUCGCGCGAAAGUCCAUGCCGAAUUACUCAGCUAAACAUUCAUAUUAUACUCAUAGAUGCGCCGUCCUUCUCUGUCUGCCCGCGUCCUGACCGUGUCCUCGUCGGGGUCUGCUUCACGAAGUGAUGUCUGUCCCUCCUGUCGAUGCGUCGGACAGGAAUGCCGCUUUUGGCCAGAAGCAACUGGACGAUGCUGUUACCCCGGCAGAUAGCUUUGACGCGCCUGAACUUGCUCGUAUGGUCACUGGAGAGUCCCAAGAUCGCUCCGAUUCGGACGAGAACAGUACCAAGGGUCCUUCGGUUCCCCAGGUCCUGUCCUAUGAGCCCGCGCCGUGGUAUCUGCGAGUUCCUUUCUGCCCGACCAGUGCACCCCCGUCUAAGUACACGGUUGACACCGCACCUCUCAUCCCGGAGGCUUCUGCGUCAAUUCUGAGUCGCAUCUUUUUUGAAUGGAUCACGGAUGUCCUACGUCUUGGUUAUGCAAGGCCUCUGGAGGCGACAGACUUGUAUAGACUCCAGGAGUCCAGAUCUGCGAAGGUCAUCGCAGAUAAGAUCACGAAAUCAUUCAAGGAACGCGUCGAGGCAGCAGAUUCGUACAAUGACCGACUACGUAAUGGAAAAAUUUCGCCAGGUCAAUUAAGGUCGCUAUGGUGGUUUUGUAAAGGAAACCGUAAGGAGAGAGAACGAAGGUGGAGGGAAAAGGAUGGACAAAAGAAAGCGAGUCUUGUGCUUUCCCUCAAUGACAGUGUCCUCUGGUGGUUCUGGUCCGCUGGUGCUCUAAAAGUGAUCUCGGAUAGCGCACAGAUGUGCACUCCGUUACUCGUAAAGGCGAUCAUCAACUUUUCUGGGGAAGCAUUCGCAUCUCGACACGGAGGGUCAGCAAGUAGCAAUCCGCCUGUUGGCAAAGGAAUCGGUCUAGCCGUAGGCCUUCUCUUGCUCCAAACUCUCUCUUUUCUUUGUCAAUCACAUUUCUUCCAACGGAGUGCCGCUGUGGGUGUACUCCUUCGUGGAGGCCUCAUAAACGCCAUUUAUUCGCAGUCGCUACAUCUCAGUACUCGUGCACGUUCCACUUUGACCAAUGGAAAGCUCGUUAAUCACAUCUCCACGGACGUUUCCCGUAUCGAUUUUUGUGCUCAAUAUUUCCAUAUGUUUUGGACGGCCCCGAUUCAAAUGAUCUUGUGUCUGAUCCUCUUGUUGAUUAAUCUUGGUCCGAGUGCGCUGGCUGGCUAUGGCUUUUUUAUCCUUAUAACCCCGCUACAGACGAAGGUCAUGAAGUUGCUAUUUGGUCUUCGAAGGAAGAGCAUGGUAUGGACUGACAAGAGGGCUAAGCUCUUGCAAGAACUCCUUGGUGGGAUAAAGAUCAUCAAAUUCUUUGCUUGGGAGGCGCCAUUUCUCAAGCGAAUUGCUGAGUAUAGGCAGAGCGAAGUAAACUACAUCAGGUCCCUUCUCGUCCUGCGUUCCGCAAAUAAUGCCGUCGCAUUCACUCUUCCAGUUUUCGCUGCCGUGCUUUCAUUUGUGGCAUACUCGCUAUCUGGGCAUCCCAUGGACCCGGCAGUGAUUUUCUCAUCUCUAACGCUGUUCCAAUUAUUGCGGCUUCCUCUGAUGUUUUUCCCAAUCUCUGUCAGUGCAAUCACUGACGCUGCAAAUGCUGCGGGAAGACUUCACGAUGUCUUCGUUGCAGAGCUGCUGGAUGAGCAAAUGCAGAGAGAUACAACGCUUGACGCUGCUCUGAAGGUUGAAUCGGCAUCAUUCACUUGGGACAGCCCAGCUCCAGAAGCAGAAGGAUCCAAGAAGAAUAAGAAGGCAAAGAAGGCACGGAAACCUCCGGCGACUGCUCAAGAGAAGGGUGAGGGCAAGGAAGACAAAGUGUUCAGUCUGAAGAAUGUCAACUUGGAAAUCCCUCGUGGUUCUCUGGUGGCAAUCGUAGGGCCAGUUGGCACGGGGAAGAGCAGUCUUCUGCAGGGCCUGAUCGGGGAGAUGAGGCGCACUUCUGGUUCCGUUCGCUUUGGUGGAUCAGUAGGCUAUUGUCCACAAAAUGCCUGGAUCCAAAAUGCGACUGUGCGUGAGAACAUUUGCUUCGGACGGCCAUUUGAAGCAGAUCGUUAUUGGCGAGCUGUCCGCGACUCCUGUCUAGAACGUGACCUUGAGCUUCUUCCACACUACGAUCAGACGGAAGUCGGUGAGAAGGGUAUAUCGCUUUCGGGAGGUCAGAAGCAGAGGCUCAACAUUUGUCGCGCAAUCUAUUGCGAUACGGACAUCCAGAUCUUCGACGAUCCGCUCUCGGCCUUAGAUGCACACGUAGGAAAGGCAGUUUUCCAGCGGGUUCUUCAAAACAGCCCAAAAGGAAAGACACGCAUAUUGGUCACGCAUGCAUUGCAUUUCCUACCCUAUGUGGACUAUGUAUAUGUCAUGUUGGAUGGUCGAAUUGUUGAGCAAGGACCGUAUGCAGAGUUGAUAGCGAAUAACGGUGCAUUUGCGAAAUUCAUCCAGGAGUUCGGUCAUGACGAUAAUGAGGAUAAGGGCGAAUCUCUUGAAGAGGUGUCUGCAGCUGACCAGGAAGAUGGGAAGAGGCAGAAGGCUGCCGUAGCGGGUGCAGGUCUGAUGCAGGUCGAAGAGCGUAAUACAGGUGCAGUUAGUGGUGCAGUUUAUGCAGCAUACUUCAGAGCGGGCAGGGGCGGAGUUGUCGUACCAUUGUUGCUUCUCGGCUUGGUCAUGAUGCAAGCUUCCUCGGUUAUGUCCUCUUACUGGCUUGUUUACUGGCAGCAUGAUUCGUUCAAUAUUCCACAAGGAGCAUAUAUGGGGAUAUUCGCAGCACUCGGCGUGUCCCAGGCCUUCUGGUUCUUUGCAAGCGGGGCUAUGUUUGCAGUCUUGAGUUAUUUUGCUUCUAAGACAUUACACCGUAUGGCUAUUGAACGUGUCAUGCAUGCGCCAAUGUCGUUCUUCGAAACGACGCCACUCGGACGAGUGAUGAACCGCUUUUCCAAAGACAUAGAUACAAUUGAUAACAUGCUCUCUGACGCCAUGCGAAUGUUCUCAAACACAUUCUCACAGAUGAUAGGCGCUGUCAUCCUCAUCAGUAUUGUUGUGCCGUGGUUCCUCAUUGCUAUUUCCGUUGUACUCGUGUUCUAUUACUAUAUGGCGUUGUUCUAUCGUUCAAGUGCACGGGAACUCAAGCGAUUGGAUGCCAUCCUUCGAUCUUCGGUCUACUCCCACUUCUCUGAAUCCCUCUCCGGUCUUGCAACAAUCCGCGCAUACGGAGAGACGGAUAGAUUUUUAGCAGAGAACGAGAAGCGAAUAAACAUCGAAAACAGAGCAUAUUACCUGACUGUUGUGAAUCAAUACUGGCUCGGAAUACGUCUGAACUGCUUAGGAACAUUAUUGACAUUCGUUGUUGCCAUUUUGACUAUCGCAACGCGGUUUUCGAUCUCGCCAUCACAGACUGGUGUUGCAUUGUCCUACAUCGUUCUCGUGCAGCAAUCGUUCGCAUGGAUGGUCCGGCAGAGCGCCGAAGUUGAGAACGACAUGAAUGGUGUAGAACGUAUCACCCACUACGCGACUGCCGUUGAACAGGAGCCUCCUCAUGAGAUCGAAGACAACAAGCCCCCGCCCCAUUGGCCAAUGGAGGGUAAAGUAGAACUCAGCAACGUCGAGCUGAGGUAUCGGCCGGAGCUUCCUCCUGUCUUGAAGGGCAUCUCGAUGUCCGUAAAAGGUGGGGAGAAGAUCGGUAUAGUUGGUAGAACUGGUGCUGGCAAAUCGACCAUCAUGGUUGCUCUAUAUCGGCUUGUCGAAUUGUCAGGUGGAUCUAUACACAUUGAUGGUAUCGACAUUUCUACGUUGGGUCUUCGAGAUUUGAGAAGUAAUAUUGCAAUAAUUCCCCAGGAUGCGCUUCUAUUCUCCGGUACACUUCGUAGCAAUCUUGAUCCAUUCGAACAACAUGACGACGCAAGACUCUGGGACGCUCUGAAGCGAUCAUAUCUUGUGGACGAUAUGAAACCAGUCUCCUUAGAGUUAUCAACAGAGGAUGCAGGUGGUAGUGGUGCGCAGACGCCAGUGAAAAGACUCACUCUUGAUAGUCCGAUUGAGGACGAAGGAAGUAACUUGUCCGUGGGUCAGAGGUCAUUGGUGUCGCUCGCUCGUGCACUAGUAAAAGACUCAAAAGUCCUCGUACUGGACGAAGCAACAGCGUCGGUCGACUACGAAACCGACAGGAACAUUCAAGAUACAAUCGCACGCGAGUUCAGUGACCGAACAAUUCUCUGCAUAGCUCACCGCCUUCGUACUAUUAUCUCUUACGACCGCAUAUGUGUUCUCGAUGCCGGUAACAUCGUAGAAUUCGACACUCCUAGCAAUCUCUAUCGACGCGAGGACAGCAUAUUCAGAGGAAUGUGUGAUCAGUCCUCCAUCACGUGGGACGACAUCCGCUUCGCUGCUAAAGCGAAAGAAAACAUUUAAUGAUAGCAUGGUUCGUUAUGAUUUGUAGCAGCAUUAAAUAGAAGUCUGCAAUGGAAUGGAAUGGUUUGUGUAUUA